Messenger RNA from Trypanosoma cruzi, 2115 nucleotides. RefSeq lists its product as uncharacterized. The record is from RefSeq and is a predicted model, not a curated record. Gene Ontology annotation, biological process: retrograde transport, endosome to Golgi. NCBI's taxonomy places the organism in Eukaryota, Euglenozoa, Kinetoplastea, Trypanosomatida, Trypanosomatidae. Gene Ontology annotation, cellular component: trans-Golgi network. The transcript has a single exon. Bases 1 to 2115 code for a protein of 704 amino acids.
AUGAGCGAGGCUGAAAUUCGCUUGUUCGAGUUGCUCGACAAAGCCGCCGCGUCGGAUUCGGGCACCGUGCCACUCUCGGCUUUGCAGGAGGCAUGCACGGAGGUUCCGUACGUGUCAUCCAGGCUCACUGGCAGGCGGAGGUACCAACUCUACAGCGGCCUGCUUCUGGACAAGCCCCCAACUGUUGUCCCGGACACGUUUAGAGAACAUGCGGGAGAAGCGGGUGAAAUUCACAAGAAUGUGGCGGCAAGGCUGAAAGAAGUUUUGAGCGAGGAUGAGCUGCUAGAGGACGCUGACUUGCAGGGGUUUGUCUGCUACUUUGCCACCAAAACCGGGUGUCAAUUCGACGAUGAGAUGACGGGCAUCACCCUUGCGCUUGCCACAGUGAUUGCCGCCGCAGAGUUGCCGCCUGGCACGGAAAAACUUUUUCGGCUUUACCAGCUGCUUGAGGUGCUGCGCAAAGACUUUGUUGUACCUGCUGCCUCUCGCGCCUUUGAUGGCUCCCUGGCGUCGCUGUUACAUCUGCUGUUGCAGUACCACGACCCCUGCUUCUCACGCCACCUCGACCAGCGCGUUGUCAACAUUGGGGUGAUUCUCCUCGACUGGGUGCGAAGGCUUUUUGUGGUGGGGGACAACUUUCAGGAGGCGCUCCGUGUCUGGGACUGGCUGCUGAUUAUGGGGGACCCCACAAUGACAGUUUACUUUGCCCUCUCGUACCUCGUGGCACACCGCCAGCGUUUUCUUGCCAUGGAAACUAAAGAGGAAUUGACCGAGGCACUCCGUUCACUUGUUUUUGUGCUUCCUACACGAAAGGAAGAUGCGGUGAACCCUGCUCUGCACGACGGUCGGCCUAUUUCAUUUCUCUCGCUUCGGUCCGGCAAGUCACUUGCUCAAAAUGCGGACAUCGCCUACCGAAGUACUCCUCACUCCACUCGGCGUGUGAUUGACGCCUUGCUGUUCCACGACGAGGGUGGCCUAAGCAAAAGUCCGGAUGCCCUGGAAGGCUAUUACACGGCUUACACCGCCUUGCCGCUUGAGCGUUCCGAUUUUGCCGAGUCAUUCGCCCCGCAGGCGGCGCCAAGCGCACUGAGUUACGUCGUGCUGGACUGCCGCUCCCGCAAGAGUUUUGAGUUUGCUAGACUGCCAACUGCAAUUUGUGUCGGGGACGAUGUCGGCUUCGAUAACGAGAAGUUUGACAGGGUGGCCUUGACGCUGAAGGACAUCAAAGGGAACCAUAUUUGCGUCUUUGGUACAGGCCGGCCCAUCACCGAGGAGUUUAAUUUGCUGAAGAUGUUGUCUCUGCACCUUGUGCAAUGUGGGUUCCCGUACGUCAGCAUGGGUGGAUUUCGCGCUCUCAUUCCACUGAUCAAGGCGAAAGUCAUCACCAUUAAAGGUGCUCCAGCGGCCGAUACGGCAAGGGGCGAUUUUGCGGACUCCGUUGCGGCGUUGAAGGACAGUCUGACGGAUUUGUUGCCGCAUCUUGAAUUUGACAAGGAGGAGGCUCGAAGAAAGGCGGAGGCAUUUGGCAACAAGGCGAAAGAAGGCGUACAGGCGGCGAAGUCAUGGGGAUGGAGCGUGGUGCAGAGCGUGGGCAAACGGCUGGUUUCCAGUAGCGCACCGUCUCUCGCGGCAGACUCCACGGCGGGUAAAUGGGCGAACAGGACCACUGGCACUGGCGGCACUCUCGUUGGAGCCGGAAACGGUAGAGAUGAUCUUCGGCCAACGCGUGCGACAGCCGCCCAGCAUACCUUUUCGCUGAGCGUGAACGACGACGAUGACGAGGGCGACCUUGAUCUCAUCACAAGCGUUCCUCAGUACACUGGCAACGUGGUCGAAUACCGCGAGGGAGAGCAGCUUGUGAGGGGGAAGCUUGUUGCCGAGGGGUCAUCACCGCCGCCUGGUGAGAAUGUUGAGGCUUCCCCCACGGCAUUUAGCCCUGAGCGUUCCAAGGCAUCCAAAGGCAUUCUUUUAGAAAUUGAUGAGGAGUUUAAUAGACUCUUCGGCGACUCCGUGUCCCCGCGGGAUCUGUCCUCCGAGAGCGACACCAGAAGGCGACGCCAGGAAGGAUUGAAAAGAGAAUUUAUUGCAUUUAAUUGCCUUCUUGAAAUGGGAUAG